Trichosporon asahii var. asahii CBS 2479 is the source of this 1248-nucleotide messenger RNA. RefSeq lists its product as uncharacterized. NCBI's taxonomy places the organism in Eukaryota, Fungi, Basidiomycota, Tremellomycetes, Trichosporonales, Trichosporonaceae. The record is from RefSeq and is a predicted model, not a curated record. The transcript is spliced from 5 exons. The coding region runs from base 1 to 1248 and encodes 415 amino acids.
AUGGCGACCGUCCAGAUCUCAGAACCCGCGAUCGAGAAGCUGUUGGCAGCGCUGCCUGCAUCGGCGCUGGAGAAGGCGCCGCCGACCAACCUCCCGACAUCCCUGCCGCUCGCGUUCCCGACCGAGCUGCAUCACAUCAACUUCCUCUCCGCCCUGCAUCUGGUGGCAAACACCUUUGCGCAGCCGAAACACCGCGUCUACUUUGCCGAGCAGAAUCAGGAUGUCGGCGAGACCGCCCUCCGCGGUAUCCUCGGCAUGUUCCUUGCGUCCGAUCAAGGGUGGGACAAGAAGAACCUCCUUUCGGCGCAGGCAUGGGUGGCGGGCGAGCUCGGGGAGGCCCAGGUCGCCGAGUUCUUCGGUAUCGAGACGCACCACGAGCGUGAUCACGAGUCCAUGCCUGGGAUUCGAGUAGGGGAGAAGUAUCAGCCCGCGAUCGACCUCGUUGGAGAACUUGCUACGCUCUUCCGCGCCAUUGGCUCGAGCUUAUCUGGCCCCUGUCUCGGUGACGAGGUGGUGAACCUUUCGCAGGUGGCUUCGCAGAAGGCUGAGGGGCAAUCUGACGCCGGGUAUGCGUUUGCAAAGGAGUUCUGUGACAACGACCCGUACCCCGACCCGCCCGGACAAGACCUCGCCUUCCAGUUCCCGAACAGCGACACGAUCAAGCUUCCCCCAGCCUCGGCGCUGGCCAAUGUCUCCCCUCUUCCCCUACCCCUCGACAUUCUCCUCCACUCUGGUAUCCUGGUACCGGAGGGAGACGCGGGUAAGGAGCUGUCCGCCUCGACGUCAGAGUGGUGGUCUGGCAAGCACGCAGAGCAGGACUUGUACCAGGACCGGGACCCGAAGGAUUUCACGCCUGUGCGCAAGCCGAAGAUCAUCAAGGUCAGCAGCUCUCUGCUUGACGCGCUCAGUACGGCUAGCGUCGUCGCGUGCCGCGACCUGAAGGAGCGGGCACGUGCCGGUGCCGGCUCUGCCGGGUCUGGAGAGGAGUGGAAGCAGAAGUUGAGCGAGUGGGACUUUGCGCGCAUCGUCGGAUGGCUAGGCACGCGGCUCGACAUGCAUGGCCAUGGCCGCGCUAGCAGGAACGUGCGGAUCUGCCUUUGCACCAGUCAGAAAGCAUACCGGACGCCCUCGGCUGCCAUCACGGUAGUCGCGAUCGGAGCCGUGCAAGCUGUGCUCAAUCUUAAGCCUUCGGCGCGUAAUCUAUCAGUCAAGCGAGGGAUCGAGGAUCCUGUGCUAAGCUUUGGCUGA